Messenger RNA from Verruconis gallopava, 3222 nucleotides. RefSeq lists its product as uncharacterized. Gene Ontology annotation, cellular component: mating-type region heterochromatin. The record is from RefSeq and is a predicted model, not a curated record. Gene Ontology annotation, molecular function: histone deacetylase activity, NAD-dependent; NAD+ binding. NCBI's taxonomy places the organism in Eukaryota, Fungi, Ascomycota, Dothideomycetes, Venturiales, Sympoventuriaceae. The coding region runs from base 729 to 2705 and encodes 658 amino acids. Gene Ontology annotation, biological process: negative regulation of transcription by RNA polymerase II; pericentric heterochromatin formation; replication-born double-strand break repair via sister chromatid exchange. The transcript has 2 exons.
CUUGCGGCCGUGUGCCUGUUUCUCGCGGCAGCAAGCGCAGUCGGUCCAAAGCCUGCCCGUUUGCACGCAGCGUUGUGGGCAAGCGGUCGUGUGGAUGGGCGCACUGCAGCGCACACCCACAGUCCAGGCGACGGAGUUUUUUUCCCUUCGGGCCAUCCACCUGAAAACACCAAGCAGCUGCAGAACUCUACACAACCUGCCCGUCCAGAACUGUCCCGUCUCCGUCCAUCCCGAAAAGAGUUGCCAUCUCGAAACAGGCGCUACUCCGCUCACAACAAAGCCAGAGCGAGCGAGUCUUGGCCAGGGUGCUGGGGUAAACAAAGCGUAAACAUUGGGGUGGAACCGCCCCGAGGCCAGCACAGUGCCGACCGCCUGCAUUUACCUCUCCCUCGCACCGCCAGCGCCUGGUCCCCCCCAGCUGGCUCCUCACCACAAACUUUACUUACCUCACCACGAGCUCACCUCUCGCCCACUUAACUUCUUCGUUCUCCCCCCAACCUCCCCUCGCCCCAAACCUCACAAUCACUGCUGAACAACCCCCCGCACCGCGCGCCUCUCGAGCGCGUGCUUUCCUCAGAACAACACGGCAAGGUCUCCCUCUCGCACCUUCCGCCCUUUGGAAAGAGUGCAGGGGAAAGCGCGAAGGGAAUCGUGCGAGGCGAACGUGCAGUCGCGAACGACUUUGUCGGCACCCGUCGUCCUUGCCCGAUCCACCCUCGCCCUGCACAAUGGAUGCACCUUCCACCACGUCCCCGGGCAGCAGCUCGCCGCUGUCCGAGCUGUCGUUCUCACCGUCGCCGCCGCCGCCUGGGUUUCUCUUCGACUGUCCGUCAACUGGCUCGUCCUCGGAACUUUCGUCACUACACAGCACCCCAAGUCCUGAGCACCACCACGUCAACAACGCAACCAUGGCCUCGAUGCACACACCGCCUUCGACGCAGUCAGAAGACGAUUCGUCGUCCGCGUUGUUGACGCCGCCCAAGAAACGGAGACGUCUCAAUGCGGACAGAGAAAGGAAUCCAGCCUACUUGAACCUUUUGGGCCACGAGGUCAAGGAGGACGAGCGCGAGCAGCUGGCCAAGCUGUUGAAAGUGCUGCAUAAGCGACGAAAAAUUGUCGUUGUCGCAGGCGCGGGUAUAUCAGUCUCAGCGGGCAUACCAGACUUCCGCUCAUCGACAGGUCUGUUCAAGACAUUGAAACGCGAGCACAAUCUCAAGUCAUCCGGCAAAGAUUUGUUCGAUGCCUCGGUGUACAAAGACGGCAACUCAACUACCUCGUUCCACGCGAUGAUACGCAAUCUAGCCACAGCGACAAAAGACGCGCAACCUACCCCAUUUCACCACCUGCUCGCAACUCUCGCGCAAGAGGGUCGCCUGCUGCGUCUCUACUCACAGAAUGUCGAUGGCAUCGACACGUCGCUGAAGCCACUGGAAACGCAGGUGCCACUCCCAAAGAAGGCUCCUUGGCCCAAAACAAUCCAAUUGCACGGCACGCUGGAGCACAUGACAUGCACGAAGUGUCACCGCAUUUCCGAAUUCAAGCCAGAGCUCUUCGAGGGCCCGUCCCCACCACCGUGCGGCAACUGCGAAGAAACAGACGGCAUCCGCACCCAACAUGCGGGAAAGCGCAGCCACGGCAUUGGAGUACUGCGUCCCCGCAUGGUGCUAUAUAAUGAACACAACCCAGACGACGAGGCAAUAGGCUCCGUCGUGAAAGCAGAUUUGCGUACGCGUCCUGAUGCGUUGAUCGUUGUGGGAACCACACUCAAGGUGCCUGGCGUCAGGCGCAUAGUCAAGGAGAUGUGCGGCAUCGUGCGCGACCGCAAAGAUGGCGUGACUAUCUGGAUCAACAACGAUCCACCCCCGGCGUUGAAGGACUACGAGUGGGACCUCAUCGUUCAAGGUCCUUGCGAUCUUGUCGCUGCGCAUGCAGCUCUACGUCGGUGGGAUCAGCCUGAGCCAGAGCUUCAACUCGUGAGCGAGGAUCAUGUUGAGAAGCUCAAGCGCGAUAAUGGCAUGCCAGAAGUCGUCAUUGUCAGUCCGGAGAGAAAGAGCGUGAAAGAUUCUGUGGAGAGUCUGCAAGGUGUAAUUACGCCUGCGCCCAGCCCGAAGCCGCAGAGAACGAAUGCGGGUCAGCCUGCGGACGGAGCGAAGGCUACGAACAAGAAGCAGGCCACCCUCAUGGGCCCCAAGCGGAAAGCUGGUGAUACCAAAAAGGCGACGACAAAGAAGACACCUGCCACGAAGAAGACAUCCGCGAAGUCGAAGAACGGGUCCAGGCAACCCACGGAGAAGAAGUCGACAGGUCCGAACGCAAAGAUCAGCUUUACAUUGAAGAAACCUCACCUGUCAUCUAUUCCCAUCAAGCCCGACGUAAAACAACAGUCGCUCUCGCCCUCUGAAAAUGGCGCAGAACGCAAGGAAGUCUUUGCUAUCAUUCCCGAGCCUGUCAUUGAUGUGAUGCAGCCGCUGUCACCGUCAUCUGCGCGCAAUAACGGGAGCCCGCCUUAUUCGGCACCCCUGAUUACGCUCCCCCAAAAACAGCCCACAUGCAAAGGGAGCAGGAAAGCUUAUGGGGCAGAAUUGAGCGUGGACACGAGUUUAAGGACACCCAUUAAGGCAAAAGAGAGCCCAGAGGAACGGAAACGAACAAUCACGCCGCCGGGAAAUGGACCGAGGGGAAUGCAUGAUCUGAUCCAGUGGUAAUGCGCUCAUCAUGCCAUGAACAAGAUGAACGGAUGCAUGGUGUUACGGUCUGUGCUUAUCCACAAAGGGAUUUGGCCUUUUGGUUUUGCGGUGCAUAGCGGCGGCGCCUUUUUCUGAUUUUUACAUGUUUUGGCGUUGCAUGCCACGGCUGAGGACAAUGCAGCUACCCGUUGUGACAUUUGUACAUAGCCUAGGAAAGGGGUUCCUUCUUCGUUCCUGCAUUUCUUUUCGACAAGUUGGUCAAAGAUACCCAGCACUGCUAAGCUCUACUUUUUAUUUGGUCAGCGGUGCUUUCUACUCCCAACAGUGGAACAUGUGCGGCAGCGGGAUUAUAGGUCGCAUUUUGGGGAGCUUUAGAGGGCAAGACUGGCGUAGAAACCUAAUGCUUAGGCAGGGAGAAAAUGUGGAAGACCGACUUAAUGCAUAGCUGUUUCACCUCAUUUUUCUCAGAUUUCCUCCCCAGUCAUAGCUUCGCGUUCCAUCUAAAAUAAAAAGGCUCGCCGUCACUCCACAGGGG